This is a messenger RNA of Recurvomyces mirabilis, 399 nucleotides long. RefSeq lists its product as uncharacterized. The transcript has 2 exons. The coding region runs from base 1 to 399 and encodes 132 amino acids. Gene Ontology annotation, cellular component: cytoplasm. The record is from RefSeq and is a predicted model, not a curated record. NCBI's taxonomy places the organism in Eukaryota, Fungi, Ascomycota, Dothideomycetes, Mycosphaerellales, Teratosphaeriaceae.
AUGGCACUCAGUGCGCCUGGAGGCGGGGUCAUCAACCCGGAGGAGGCAGAUAAUUUUGAGGAGAUUGAGAAGCAGUUUGCGGUGAAGGUCGUCGAACACAUGAGCACGUACUGGGCAAUCCUAGAGAAGAUGCCCGGCUCAAAAUUGCGUCUGACCAAGAUGGACGACGACAUACUCCAACACUUCAACCGCCACUUCCCUGACUUUGAUCUCAAAGCGACGAUUAAUGAGGACGACAUGAAAAGCAAGGAGGGCAAGGAGCAGUGGAGGACGUUCGUUAAUGAGUAUGAAGGGAAGGUAGAGGAUUACAACUUCGGGGCAAUGCUGAGAGCGAACUCGACUUGGGAGUACGGCGAGAAGGAGACGAUCUUCGGUAUUCCCAUGAUGGUUUUGAAGUGA